Molecule: messenger RNA, 3206 nt
Organism: Rattus norvegicus (Norway rat)
Lineage: Eukaryota; Metazoa; Chordata; Mammalia; Rodentia; Muridae
Source: RefSeq, a predicted model, not a curated record
UGAGGGUCUGAGGAGAUUUUUCCCAGACGGGACAGCGCCCUCUGGAGCAAGACGGCUCCAGAGAGGAGGGAUGGUUAGGGGAGCCUUAAUGGGAAAGAGGUGGGGGGGACGUUACAGACCACAGGGGAAGAAGGAGAAACUCAGUCACGGCCACAACUGCUUGUGCCAUUUGAGAGCCUAAGUACUUCCCACAGGAAGAGCUGAGCCAUACCUCACAGGGCUGUGAAGAGAAUACAGCUCAAGAACUUCCAGCAGAGAGGAGGUCAUUUCCAUGGGCAGUGGCUGGCUUGCCGUGGCUUAGAAAGGAAAAGGUCCCGAGAUCCUCCAGAAGCUUAUGUCCCUCGAUUUGGGAAUCUUGCUGGCUCCAGAACAAUGGAAAACAGAAACACCCACACACACCCAGAGAACAAGGCGGAGGCUCCAACAGUCCAAUCAAGUUCUGGCCUGAGUUCCACCAAAAAGAAGACAGAUCUGGAGGCCGCUGUCGCAGCCGGUCAGAAUGGACGUGCAGAUGCCACUGAAAGGGACAGCAGAAAGAAGCCUGCAGCUCCCAGAGGACCAGAGAAGGAACCCCGACACACAGCGUCAUCCCAGGAGAGGUCAGGGGAGCCUCAGACCCAGGAGCAGAGGCCCUCAGCAAGAUCAAAGACAACCCAGGAUGGGCCAAGGGAGCUGCAAACUGGCCAGGAGCAAGCACGGCCUAGUGGGGAUUUUGUGGCCUCUGAAGGGCGGCCACAGCCAGCCAUGCAGACCAAGGACCAGCAGAAGAGAUGGCAGAGUGCCGAGGCCAAAGACGUUCAAUCUACUGAGAGCUGCCAGGGAAACACAGAUCAUGAUCUGGGGAAGCCAUGCACCUCAGAUAGCAGGAGUCACCCACAGAAGACUAACUCCCUCAGUGAAGGAGGCCGCCCACAGGCCAGGCUGCAGGAGCCUAUGCCAGCACCUAGCUCAGGGACUCACAAGGACAACCCCCAGGAGGCAGUGCCCCCCAAGCCCAAGGUGACUGCAGAGGAGAAGAAGGCCCCUCCCGUUUUGCCAACUGUACCUCGAACACACAAAGACAGAGGUGAGGCUGUGGAAAGCAAAGCAUCACCGAGGCCUCCUCCUCCUCCUCCUUCUCCUCCUCCUCCUCCUCCUCCAGAGGAGAGAGAUGUUGAGAAGAAGGAGCUGGGCCAAGGGCAGAAGCAACGGCAGCCGGCCUUGGCAGCUGCAGGCACCCAGGGUCCUGGGAACUUCCGACGGGGUUUCAUGAAGUGCCUACUGGAGGUGGAAGAGCAGGAGGAAGCCACCCACAGAAGGACUCUGAAGUCCCGGGCCCUGACAGCCAGGAGGUCCCCCAAGACUGUGACUUCUGUGCCCACCUCAGGCCCCGUCAACAGCUCUGUUCCACCCUUACCUCCGACCCUGCAUGAACCUUCCACCUCAGCUCCAGCCACUGUCCCAUCCUGGGUCAAACCACCAGCCCCUGGGCAAGCCCCCAUCCCUAUGGGGACCCCUAGCUCAGUCCUGCCAACUCCUGCCCAGGACCAGAGCUGGAGAUGGCCAGAGCUCUUGCCCCAGGGCAAUGAGAGAAAUCUCAACUAUGCCAAGACACGGCAGGAGUCGGAAGAGCAUGGCCUCUUCAAACUGUAUCAGAACUGGGAGGAGAGGACUGAGGAGCACCUUACCCUGAAGCAGGAAGAAGCCUUCCGAAGCUACUUCGAUAUCUUCAACGGUCCUGGUGAGGUGGAUGCGCGGAGCCUCAAGAACAUCUUACUCCUAAUCGGCUUCACGUUUACUCCAGCCCAGGUGGAAGAAGCUCUGAUGAGUGCUGAUGUCAAUGGAGAUGGUCAUGUGGAUUUCAAAGACUUUUUGGCUGUGAUGACAGACACCAAGCGCUUCUUCUGCUCUGUGGAACAGAAUGUCCUGAUGGAUAUGUCGCCCCCGAAUCCUUACACACUGUUCUUUGAGAUCCUCUCUUUGCUGGUGGAAAUGCUGGCCCUGCCAGAGGUGGCCCUAGAGGAGAUAACAAAGCUAAAAGGUGAUGGACGGAGGUGAAGGCCCAGCUAAUCUCACAGAGAAGCCUCUGAACCUUGCCCUCUACUUCCUGGCCUGACUGACCAUUCUAUAGUAUUUGCUCAGUCCUAUGGUAGGCUUGUCUUGGGCCUUUUGUGUCUUCACACUGUUUGCAGAGUGGCUGCGCCAGGCUGCAGUCCCACCAUCAGUGAGAACCCAUAGCCUUGCCGGCAUGCUGCCAGCUGUUCUCUUGAGCUUUGCCAUUCUGACUAGGGCAGAAGAUGAAAUCUCAAAGUUGCUUCAAAGUGAAUUUCUCUACUUGCUUAGGAUGAUGGAGACAUUUUGAAGUCUUUCUUAGCCAUUUUUAUUUCCGUUGAGAACUCUGUUUAGAUCCUUGUGUUUUGAGGUCAGUAUAUGUUCUGGUUAUCAGUCACUCCUGUGAGACAGACAGCUGGCAGUCCCUCCCUCUCUGAGGGCUUCCCCUGCUCUCUGCUCUUCCUUGCUCGUGAGGAAGCUUCAGCCAGGAUCAGUGACCGAGGUUAAGACAGAUUCCUUUUUCUCUGUAUAAGCAGCCAGUGCUGUCAGUGGUUGAACCUGAAGAGGUCAGCCAAUGUCACUCAUUUUUGAGAAAACAUCUACAGAACACCAGGGUGGCUAUCCUCCUGUCUGAAUAGACUGUGCUUCUCUACCCUUGGCGUCUCCUGAACUGUUCCUCCUCUUUCUCACCAUCAACGAUCUGAUGUCCAGCAAGGAAUCUGUGGUUCUUUAUGAGCUCAUUUGUGAAGGUGCUUUUUCUUGAGAGCAAAAGACCUUGACAAAACACCCGUGGGCCCUAGGAAGCUGUGAGAGUUAAGGUUAAGACAGGAUCUAUGGGGUUGGGGAUUUAGCUCAGUGGUAGAGCGCUUGCCAAGCAAGCACAAGGCCCUGGGUUCAGUCCUCAGCUCCAGGGGCAGGGAGCAGCAGGGGGUGGGGGUGGGGAGACAGGAUCUGUGUUAUCCCAGCUGGGCUGGAACCUGAGCUCCUCGGUCACUCUCAAGCAUCAGAGAUUAGGGGUAUGCCUCAAUGUGCCCAAUAACCAAUGGCCAAUCAUUUUACGUUUGGCCACGUACGUACGUACGUAAGGUAGUCCAUGCUUUUGAUACUUGUACUCAGAGGCAGUCUACACAGUGUAGUCCAGGGCAGUGGGGCUGUAGAGUGAGACUGUCUCAAAA